AUGACGGUGGUGGCCCUGCUUGGCCAUGGUGCUGCUCGGAGGGGGAGGGAGGAGGGAGGAAGAGAUUGGAAGGAGCUCGGAGGGCUGGGACGCUGCCCCGAGUUUUAUGGGGAGAGGAUGCCAGAGCUGCGAAGCAGUACUCGUCAAGCGCGCCUGAGGUCUAAGAAGCUCGACGAUCUGCAGCCAGGAGAGCCGCCUGCGAAACCGGUGCCACCUGCUCCGCAGAGGGCAGCAAAGCGUGCUCCUACACGUGCUGCUAGGGGCAGAAAGGGUGCCGCUGGGAGAGGAGCGCCUCCCGCACCGAAUCCUAGAAGAAAGGGGGUUGAGAUUGCCGACUUAGAAGCUGAUCCAGCUUGUGAAGACCCCUCUAAAGCUGCCAAGGGACUGAAAGUUGCUGCUGUUGCUGCACCCAAGAACCUUCCCUCGAAGAAGGUACCCGAGGUUGGUGUUCCGAAAAUGGAUGGUGAAAGUGUGGAGAAGAUUGUUGGGGCUGAAGAUGAAUCGACAGCUACACCUGUCCCAGAGAGGGUUCAAGUAGGUAAUUCUCCAGAGUACAUAACUGACAGGAAGUUAGGUAAAGGCGGUUUUGGUCAGGUCUAUGUUGGCCGAAGGGUUUCUGGUGGAAAUGCUCGCACUGGUCCUGAUGCAUAUGAGGUAAUGGAUAUGCUUGGUCCCAGCCUUUGGGAUGUGUGGAAUUCAAUGGGGCAGACGAUGUCUGCAAAUAUGGCUGCUUGCAUUGCUGUAGAGGGCAUAUCGAUUCUUGAGAAGCUCCAUUCUAAAGGGUUUGUGCAUGGUGAUGUGAAACCAGAGAAUUUUCUGCUUGGUCAGCCUGGAUCUGCUGAUGAUAAGAAGCUUUACCUUAUAGAUCUUGGUUUAGCAUCCAAGUGGAGAGAGAAUAAUGGUCAUCAUGUUGAUUAUGAUCAAUGGCCUGAUAUCUUUAGGGGAACAAUUAGAUAUGCGAGUGUCCAUGCUCAUUUGGGGCGCACCGGUAGUAGGAGGGAUGAUUUAGAGUCACUGGCAUACACCCUUAUUUUCCUGAUAAGAGGAAGAUUGCCUUGGCAAGGUUAUCAGCACCCGCCUCGAGACCAAUCAGAAUUGAUGGGGCUCUCAAGGUACCAUUACAAUGUGGCUGACUCAAGGCUAAGUCAACACAUAGAAAAGGGCAAUGAUGAUGGGCUUUACAUUAGUUGUGUGGCUUCCUCGGCAAACCUUUGGGCACUCAUCAUGGAUGCAGGAACUGGUUUCUGUUCUCAAGUUUAUGAGCUCUCACCAGUUUUUCUCCACAAGGACUGGAUAAUGGAACAGUGGGAGAAAAGUUACUACAUAACAGCAAUUGCUGGAUCAACCAAUGGGAGUUCAUUGGUUGUCAUGUCCAAAGGAACUCCUUACACUCAGCAAUCAUACAAGGUUAGCGAAUCAUUCCCUUACAAGUGGAUCAAUAAGAAGUGGAAAGAAGGGUUUCAUGUAACAUCUAUGGCCACUGCUGGAAAUCGCUGGGGCGUAGUCAUGUCAAGGAACUCAGGGUUUUCCACUCAGGUUGUAGAGUUGGAUUUCCUGUACCCUAGUGAAGGCAUCCAUCGGCGAUGGGAGAAGUGGUUACAGGAUAACUUCCACAGCGGCCACCAAUGA
This is a messenger RNA of Miscanthus lutarioriparius, 1629 nucleotides long. Lineage: Eukaryota; Viridiplantae; Streptophyta; Magnoliopsida; Poales; Poaceae. The record is from the annotation of a GenBank genome assembly.